AAACGUCACAAAAAUAUUUCCUAUUUACCACCAAAAGCAACACAAAAAUAUUAUAGAAAGGAAGAAACUUUAAUGUUUUUAAUAAAACAAUUAUAUCCAAUUCUUAGUAAAAGCAAAUUAAAUUCACAACAGACACUCUAAGCAACUCAAUCAUUAAGUUGUCAUUGCAGUGAGUCUGAUAAGAAAUCUAUCCAAAUAAACCAAUGGGAUUGAUGACCAGCAGUAUCGCCCGAUAAGAGCUCUGAAAUAAGCAAUUUCCCAUAAAAAUUGCUGAUUCAAAAUAAAUUGGAAAUCUAAAACAUAUGAAAUAUGGCUCUCCAAAUAAUGAGGCAAAGUUAUCUGGAAAUACCAACAGUUACCAGAUUUUAUAUUAGCGCCUGUGUAAUAACAACAUUAGCAGUGCAUCUAGACUUAGUAUCACCACUCCAGUUGUACUUCCAUCCCAUGCUGAUAGUUAAGAAACUGCAACUAUGGCGAUUUGCAACGACUUUCUUGUUCUUUGGCACCGUGAGCUUUGGCUUUCUCUUCAAUAUGAUAUUUACCUAUCGCUAUUGUCGAAUGUUGGAGGAAGGCUCAUUUAGGGGUCGUACUUCUGACUUUGUUAUGAUGUUCAUCUUCGGUGGACUGUUAAUGACAUUCUUUGGACUUUUUGUGAAUCUACUGUUUUUGGGUCAAGCCUUCACACUGAUGUUGGUCUAUGUGUGGUCACGAAGGAAUCCCUUCGUACGGAUGAACUUCUUUGGGUUGCUUAAUUUCCAAGCGCCUUACUUGCCAUGGGUCUUGCUGUGUUUCUCGAUGAUCUUGGGCAACACUAUUUGGGUGGAUAUCAUUGGAAUGGGAGUGGGCCACAUUUACUAUUUCCUCGAGGACGUAUUUCCACAGCAACAAAAUGGAUAUAAAUUCCUUAAAACACCAAACUUCCUAAAGGUCAUGUUCAACGAACACAUAGAUCGCAACUAUCAGCCAAUGCCUGAAGAUCGUCCUGGAGGCUUUGAUUGGGGUGAGCAAAUCGGUGAAGGCAAUCGACUUGAGCGUGACGAUAAUCAGCAGCAAGCAGCAGCAGGUGCCGCUCGUGCAGCUCAAAACUAAAAAAUGACGCCAAAUACAACAUCAAAGACAGCAUUUUCUGACUUUUUUGGGUUUAACAAUAAUUUCUAAAACAAAUGGAGGAUAAAAAGAAAAAAGGAUAAUUAUGUUAUUAUAAAUAAUGUUCAUUUUGCAAUAUAACUUAAAGUUUGUUUUUUCGUUC
Messenger RNA from Eupeodes corollae, 1249 nucleotides. RefSeq names its product derlin-2 (gene Der-2). Gene Ontology annotation, cellular component: Hrd1p ubiquitin ligase ERAD-L complex; endoplasmic reticulum membrane. Gene Ontology annotation, molecular function: misfolded protein binding; ubiquitin-specific protease binding. Lineage: Eukaryota; Metazoa; Arthropoda; Insecta; Diptera; Syrphidae. Gene Ontology annotation, biological process: endoplasmic reticulum unfolded protein response. The coding region runs from base 310 to 1089 and encodes 259 amino acids. The transcript is spliced from 3 exons. The record is from RefSeq and is a predicted model, not a curated record.